AUGCUUCACCGAGGCCCCAAGGCCUCGGACAGGAGAAGACAUUUGAGCGAAAUCCUCAGCUGGCACCAAGACCAGGCGUUGAGCAGUAACAUCUACCUGCUGCGGGAAAUGGGACCAACCGGCUUCCUACUGCGGGAGGAGGAACCGGAAAAAAAGAAUUUCCGAGUUUUUCUAGGAAACCCUCAUGUUUGUGAUUGUUCCACAUUUUUGAAAGAAAAGGAACUCUGUAAGCAUAUAUGCUGGAUCUUACUGAAAAAAUUCAAGCUUCCAAGAACUCAUGAAUCUGCUUUGCAGUUAGGUCUUGUGGAAGGUGAAAUCAGUGACUUGCUUCGGGGGAUACAUCAAGUCCAAACUCCUGGACAAGGAAUGAAAGAGGAAAACAUGCCUGUUGAGGAAGAUGGGUAUAUCAAACAGAAGGAAAUUGGUUCAGAUGAUAUCUGCUCUAUUUGUCAAGAAGUGCUUUUAGAGAAAAGACUUCCUGUUACAUUUUGCAGGUUUGGCUGUGGUAAUAGUAUUCAUAUAAAAUGCAUGAAGAUUUUAGCUAGUUUUCAGGAAAUAACUUCAAAGACUAGCAUGUUGAAGUGUCCUCUGUGUAGGAAAGAGUUUGCGCCACUAAAGCUUAUUUUAGAGGAAUUCCAAAACUCUAGCAAAUUUGUGACCACAGCAGAGAAAGAACGACUGGACAAACAUCUUGGAAUUCCCUGUAAUAACUGUAAACAAUUUCCAAUUGUGGGGAAGUGUUAUAAGUGUACGAAGUGUUUAGAAUAUCACUUAUGUCAGAAAUGUUUUGAUAGCUACAACCAUCAUUGUCACGCAUUUACAUUUCGUGAGAAGAGAAAUCAAAGAUGGAGAUCACUAGAAAAUCUGUCUGAUGAAAUUACAAAAUAUAGAAAUGUUAAAAAAGAUAUAGAAGAAAAGAUGCCACAUUUUCAAGAAAAAAAAGACCAGGUGUGCACGCCAAAGCACGUGGUCAAGUCACUGCCUCUCUCACUCAUCACGAAGAAGAGUAAGCUGCUUGCACCAGGAUACCAGUGCCGGCUUUGUUUAAAGGCAUUUCAUAUUGGUGAACAUACAAGAUUUCUACCAUGUACUCACAAGUUUCAUAGGAAAUGUAUUGACAGGUGGUUAUUCUACAAGUGCAAUGCAUGCCCUAUUGAUGGACAAGUUAUAUAUAAUCCUUUAACCUGGAAAGAAACAACAGUGAAUGGACACUCACAUCAGUCUGUUUCAAACACAGAUUUCACUCAUCUGACAAAGCAGGAAGAGCCAGAACUUUUUAUUCCUGGUACUGGAUUAGUCUUAAAACAAAAUAGACUUGGAAAUUUACCUCACAUACCUCAACAUGUAUCUGAAAAGUUGAAUAUACCUCAAAGUCCCACAGAUACUUAUCAGAAUGUAAGUAUAGAUUAUCUAAAUCCUACCAAAUUUCAAGAGACAAUUUCAAGAAAAUUAACCUAUGAAUAUAAAAUUAGCCAACAUUUUCCCAGAUAUCUCCAAGACUUACCUACUGCAUCUUUUCAACCAUUUCUUCCUUCUAUUGUUCAUAAGAAAACCAGAUGUCCUAGUGUAAUGAAAAAUCCACGUAUAAAUGAAAAAUUCCACAUUGGUCAGAGCCAGAAGACCACCAAAGAAUGUACUGACCACAAUCCAAAGAAGACCCCAGGUAGUAAAAUAAAAGAGGACAGCAGCAGGAAAUCAAAUACAUUGCUUUCAGAAGAUUUAGACCUUACCAUCAACUGGGGCAAAACACAAGUUAGCUCAAUUAAAAAAAAUAGUAAUCACGUGGGGAAAAUCAGACAGAAACUUGGCCAUCCAUCAAAAAAACCAAUAUCUCACUCUUUAAAUACAAAUACUAGUGAGAUAUCGUUGAUAUUGGAAGGAGUUCAGUUAUGAAAAUACAUUAUUGAUUAACAGGAAAUAUUUGAAUAUUGGACAUAAAAUAUUUUAUUAAUAGAACAUAAAAUUGCUAUAACUCUUAAUAGAAAGAUAUAGAAUUACCUAUUGUCAUUCUGCCCACUAUCUAA
This is a messenger RNA of Sorex fumeus (smoky shrew), 2024 nucleotides long. RefSeq names its product zinc finger SWIM-type containing 2 (gene ZSWIM2). Bases 1 to 1893 code for a protein of 630 amino acids. NCBI's taxonomy places the organism in Eukaryota, Metazoa, Chordata, Mammalia, Eulipotyphla, Soricidae. The record is from RefSeq and is a predicted model, not a curated record. The transcript has 9 exons. Gene Ontology annotation, molecular function: zinc ion binding; ubiquitin protein ligase activity.